CACAAACAAAGAAACACAACACGCCCGUGGCCAGGCCACAUAGACACAGAAAGCCGCCUGCCUCAAGUCAAUCAAGGAACCAACCACCCAGCAACCAACCACACAGACAGAGACGUGCAGUGCACACGGACGGCUACACGCAUCGGAUGCAUCGACAGGCAUGCCAUGCAGAGCGCUGCGCUGCACGUCAUCUCAUGUCAUGUCCCCCAUAUCCCCCAUACACACGUACUUGAGCUCCUGGUAGUCCUCCAUGCCAUACGAGGACCCCUGCACACACACACAAACACACAGAGGGGAGAACUGUACUGUGUCCAUCCAUCCCUCCAUCCCUCCUGGCUUAUGCGGCUCAGCUGCUUACCUCCCGCCCGAUCCCCGACUCCUUGAUGCCUGUCAGUCAGUCAGGACACGCGCAACGCACAGACGCAACGGUUGCAACAGGCAAAUGGGUCCAUUACAACAGGGCGGGGCAACGUGUGUACCUCCGAAGGGCGCUUCAACCGUCGAGAGUAUGCCCGUGUUGACGGCCACCAUCCCGUACUCGAGCCUCUCCGCCACACGCCACACACGAGUCACGUCACGAGUGAAGAAAUAACCCGCCAAACCCACCGGUACCUGCACACACACACACACACAUACACACACACACACACACAUACAUACAGAAACACACUGACAGCAGUGUCUGUCUUGUGGAGUUAGUUGGUGGCUGACGUUGUUGGCCUGUUGGAUGACAUCUUGCUCGUCCUCGAAGGCAAAGAGAGCAGCCAAGGGGCCGAAGAUCUCCUCCUGCUGCAGAUCUGCAGGUGCACUCAGAUCCCUGGAGGCACAGACCGAACGACACACUUGAUGAGCCAAUCAAUGGUAUGAACGAGUGGAGGGAGAUUCACCCACCCACCUGCAGUCGAGCACCGAGGGCUCGACGAACGUGCCUUUUGCGAGGCGUGGGUCGUCGAGAGUUGGUGGCUGGCGGGAGGAGCCUCCACACAGCACCUUGGCACCUGAGACGUGAGUGACAACAAGGCAAGGCCGUCUCCCUCCCUCUCUCUCUCUCUCUCUCUGUCUGUGUGUGUAUGUGUGUGUGUGUGCGUGUGCUACCCUUGCUGAUGGCGUCUUGCCGCAGCCUGAUGACCUUAUCCACCCCUUGUUGGUUGAUCAUCGGCCCCACACUCACGCCCUCAUCCAAACCAUGACCCAUCUGACCCCCACACACACACACCUCCAUAGACGUCUAACCAGGGGGAAGCAUCUCCUCCCUCGCACACACAAGGCAGGCAGGCAGGCUGACCUUGAGCUGGUUGACAGCCUCUGUGAGCCGCUGUGCAAACGGCUCGAAGACCGCUUUGUGGACGAAGAACCUGUUGGCGCAGACGCACGUCUGCCCGCCGCCGCGGAACUUGCACGCCACAGCCGACGCAACUGCGGUACACACACACCCACCCUCAACAGGGCACUCCAUUCCCUUCACCCACACCUGACCUGCAUUGUCGAGAUCUGCGUCUUCGAACACAAUGAAGGGCGCGUUGCCUGCAGUGCACACCAUGCCCCGCCCCACACACAGCACAGUGGCCAGACUGACGUUGACGGAUGGAUGCGGGCAGCACGGCCACGGCCAGACACACCUCACCUCCCAGCUCGAGGGAGAUCUUCUUGACGGUGCUGGCAGCCUGCUGCAUCAGCAGCUUGCCCACCGCCGUGGAGCCAGUGAAGGAUAUCUUGCGCACCUACCCACAGGCAGGACAGGGAACAGACGGACCUAGACGUGACGUGCAGGUGUGUGUGUCCGUUGAUGUAUCCGAUGCCUGUGACGCAGGCACCUACCCUACCUUCUGACUGGUGCACAGCUCCUCUCCCACCCUGGGUGUCUGAUCAUGCCCGCAGGGCACCAUGUUGAUCACACCACUGGCGUCAACACACACACACACACACACACACACAGGCGCCAUGGCAUGUGUGUGCAGUGUGCCGUGUGCCUGUGUCCGUACCGUGGUAUCCCGGCCUGCUCAGCGAGCUUCGCCAAGGCCAGCGCUGAGUAGGGCGUCAGCUCGGGUGGCUUGCACACCACAGUGCACCUGCGGUGGAGGACCACACACACACACACACACACACACACACGGGCAUCCCCCGGGGACUGCAGCAGCUAGGCUGGGUCGCUUACCCUGCAGCAAGAGCUGCUGCCACUUUUCUCGUUAUCAUGGCAGAGGGAAAGUUCUGACAACACACACAAGAGACAGCAUGGCCCACACGAAGGCACUGCACUGGUUGGCCAGUGGGCCGACGUCACCCACCCACCCAAGGAGUGAUGAUGCCGCACACGCCGACAGGAUGCUUCAGGACCACGAUGCGCCGAUCGGCCUGGGGAGCAGGGAUCACAUGGCCUGAGCGAGACAACAACGAAGCGGUGGAUGGACACAGUGGGCGGCGCAGGUGUGUGUCUCGUUUGUUUGCUGUCUGGGCUGACUGACUGACCGUAGGCCCUUCUCGCCUCCUCUGCAAACCACUCGAUGUAGUUGGCGGCGUAGGUGAUCUCACCCCUGCAGGACCCGUAAACAGGUAUACACACACACAUACACACACACACACACACACGGGUUUCCUUUGCUACGGACGGCAGGGGGGGAGGCAGCCUUGCUUACACGGCCUCCUUGAUGGGUUUGCCGUUCUCGAGUGUCAUGAGCCUGGCCAGCUCGUCCUUGCGGCCCAUCAUUAGCUCAUACCACUUGUAGAGGAGUGCUCCUCGAUGCUUAGGAGUGGUAUCGCGCCAGUGCUUGAAGGCCGCCUCGGCCGCACUUACGGCGUCGGCUGUGUCCUCCCGGCCCAUCGAUGCCACACUCCCCAACACCUCACCAGUGGCAGGAUCUGAAUGAAGAACGAAUGAAGCAACCAAGCCAUGCACACAGGUGUGAUCGAUCGUCUUCCUACCCUUGACGUCGAACGUUUUGCCGCUGCGCGCCGCUCGCCACUCGCCAUUGAUAUACCCCAACUGAAUGAACCAGACAGGCAGGCAGGCAGACAUGCACUGUCACGCUUUGCACUGCAGUGGCAGAUUUCCACACAUAUGAUCCCACCUGAAGAUCUCCAGGCUCAAAAGAUGGGCCCGCUGCUUCGUUGGCCAUUGUAGCAACGCCCCGAGCCCCUCCAAGCCGCUGCACGUGCCGCAAUGAGUACACAACACGGGGACCACUCGACGCCGUUGUGUACAGGCGGCGGAACGGUUUGAGAGAUGGACGGUGAAAAAACGCUGCGGCGAGUGUGGUGACAAAAGAGAGCGGUGCAGCUGGUGACUUGGCGGGAUGAGCGAUGGAUAGAGAACGGGAAAGGGUGAGUGCACUCAUGGGAACAUCCUAUUUCCGGCUGAUCUCCGUCGAAAUCGAAUCAGCAGUGUAGAUGGGUGGCCGUAGAGCCUUCCAG
This is a messenger RNA of Vitrella brassicaformis, 3408 nucleotides long. The record is from the annotation of a GenBank genome assembly. Lineage: Eukaryota; Vitrellaceae.